CCCACCCCCGCGGCCGGCGCGGGCUGUGGUAGCGCCUUAGUGGUGCGGGCCUGCGUCCUGCCCAGGUGCCAGGGAGAGCUGCUCGGCGGCCCACGUUUCAGGAUCGACAAGGGAACUCCCACAUGGACGCCAUGCCCGAGGUGACGGCUGUAGAUGUGUCUCUCUUCAGCGUGACAGACAUAGUUCUGUUCUCACUCAUCGUGGGUCUCCUAAGCUACUGGUUCCUCUUUAGAAAGAAAAACGAAGACGUCCCCGAGUUCAGCAAAAUUCAGACAGUGACCGUUGCUGUCAAAGAGAGCAGCUUUGUGGAAAAGAUGAAGAAAACGGGGAAGAACAUCGUAGUGUUCUACGGCUCCCAGACGGGGACUGCUGAAGAGUUUGCCAACCGCUUGUCCAAGGACGCCCAUCGCUACGGAAUGCGGGGCAUGGCGGCAGACCCUGAGGAGUACGACUUGGCCGACCUGAGCAGCCUGCCAGAGAUUAACAACGCCCUGGUCGUGUUCUGCAUGGCCACCUACGGCGAGGGGGACCCCACUGACAAUGCCCAGGACUUCUAUGACUGGCUCCAGGAGACGGAUAUGGAUCUCUCUGGGGUCAAGUACGCGGUGUUCGGUCUCGGGAACAAGACCUACGAGCACUUCAAUGCGAUGGGCAAGUACGUGGACAAGCGGCUGGAGCAGCUCGGCGCCCAGCGCAUCUUCGAGCUCGGGAUGGGCGACGAUGAUGGGAACUUGGAAGAGGAUUUCAUCACCUGGCGGGAGCAGUUCUGGCCGGCCGUGUGCGAGCACUUUGGGGUAGAAGCCACCGGGGAGGAGUCCAGCAUUCGCCAGUACGAGCUCGUGGUCCACACAGACAUAGACACGGCCAAGGUGUACACGGGUGAGAUGGGCCGGCUGAAGAGCUACGAGAACCAGAAGCCGCCGUUUGAUGCCAAGAACCCAUUCUUGGCUGCAGUCACCACCAACCGGAAGCUGAACCAGGGAACUGAGCGACACCUCAUGCACCUAGAAUUAGACAUCUCGGAUUCCAAAAUCAGAUACGAGUCUGGGGACCAUGUGGCCGUUUACCCAGCCAAUGACUCUGCGCUCGUCAACCAGCUGGGUGAGAUCCUGGGUGUCGACCUAGAUGUCAUCAUGUCCCUGAACAAUCUCGACGAGGAGUCCAAUAAGAAGCACCCAUUCCCCUGCCCCACCUCCUACCGCACGGCCCUCACCUACUACCUGGACAUCACCAACCCACCCCGCACCAACGUGCUGUACGAGCUGGCCCAGUACGCCUCGGAGCCCUCCGAGCAGGAGCAGCUGCGCAAGAUGGCAUCCUCCUCGGGAGAGGGCAAGGAGCUGUACCUGAGCUGGGUGGUGGAGGCCCGGAGGCACAUCCUGGCCAUUCUGCAGGACUACCCGUCCCUGCGGCCCCCCAUUGACCACCUGUGUGAGCUGCUGCCUCGGCUCCAGGCCCGCUACUACUCCAUCGCCUCCUCCUCCAAGGUGCACCCCAACUCCGUGCACAUCUGUGCCGUGGCCGUGGAGUACGAAACCAAGUCUGGCCGCAUCAACAAGGGUGUGGCCACCAGCUGGCUGCGGGCCAAGGAUCCUGCUGGGGAGAAUGGCCGCCGCGCCCUAGUGCCCAUGUUCGUGCGCAAGUCCCAGUUCCGCCUGCCUUUCAAGGCCACCACGCCUGUCAUCAUGGUGGGCCCCGGCACAGGGGUGGCCCCCUUCAUAGGCUUCAUCCAGGAGCGGGCCUGGCUGCAGGAGCAGGGCAAGGAGGUGGGGGAGACGCUGCUCUACUACGGCUGCCGCCGGUCGGAUGAGGACUACCUGUAUCGCGAGGAGCUGGCGCAGUUCCACAAGGACAACGCCCUCACCCACCUCAACGUGGCCUUUUCCCGGGAGCAGCCCCACAAGGUCUACGUCCAGCACCUGCUGAAAAGGGACAAGGAGCACUUGUGGAAGCUCAUCCACGAGGGGGGCGCCCACAUCUAUGUCUGCGGGGACGCUCGCAACAUGGCCAGGGACGUGCAGAACACAUUCUACGACAUCGUGGCUGAGCUUGGGGCCAUGGAACACGCGCAGGCUGUGGACUACAUCAAGAAGCUGAUGACCAAGGGCCGCUACUCCCUGGAUGUAUGGAGCUAGGACUGCCCGGCCCCCCUGUCCCCAACCACCUGACAGAUUUGCUGCCCCGUAGUCACUUCCCCUUCCCUCUGCCAGUCUCCUGGGGGCUUCCGCUCGGCCUUGCCAUGGGAGGCAAUGCCACCCAGUGACAAAGACUCCUCUGGGCCUGGGGUGCACCCUCCUGAGCCCCCAAGGCCAGGCUAGGUCCGCUGGCUCCAGGCAGCCCUGCCCCACGCUUCCAGACGCCUCAGGCCCCGGCAGCUGCGCAGAGGGCUUUUCUCAGCUGAGCUGGGCCCGGCCCCUCCAUGUGAUUUUCAAUGAGUGUAAAUAAUUUUAAAUAACCUCUAAUCCUUGGAAUAAAGUUCUGUUUUCUGUA
This is a messenger RNA of Microcebus murinus (gray mouse lemur), 2490 nucleotides long. It is a transcript of the gene POR, whose product is annotated as cytochrome p450 oxidoreductase. Gene Ontology annotation, molecular function: flavin adenine dinucleotide binding; FMN binding; NADPH-hemoprotein reductase activity. Lineage: Eukaryota; Metazoa; Chordata; Mammalia; Primates; Cheirogaleidae. Gene Ontology annotation, biological process: response to hormone. Gene Ontology annotation, cellular component: cytosol. The record is from RefSeq and is a predicted model, not a curated record.